AUGAGUUGGCUCCGCUCCAAGCUGCGGCUCGUCGCAGCGCGUGCGUCCGACGCGCUCGCCCAAGCCGCCGACAUGAUGACGCCGACGCUGUACGAGUCGCGCGUGGACGAGUUCCACCAGCGCUGGACGACCGUCGCGCGGUUCCUCGAGUCGGUCGUCGCGCGCGACCUCGAGCCUGGCGAGCAGCGCCGGCUGCUGCUCGAGAGCCACACGCGCGACUCGCUGCUGAAGCUCGUGCUGCUCAUCUACGAAGAAGAGAACAACUCGGACCGCUGGGAGAUGAUGGUCCUAGCACGCCCCAAGACGCCGGACGCAAGUGGGACCGACGCCCAGUCGCCGUCGCCGCCCUCGCCAUUGGAGCACGCGUCGCACGAGUGUCUCGAGUACCUCCUGUUGAAGCAGAUCAUUCCUCAUCUGUGUGAAGCUGGACGGCGGGAUGAACCAUGCGGCAUCAUGUCGCUCGCGAUGCAGUUCGUUGCGGCGUUGCUCAGUCGAGUGAGUUACCCUGUCUUGCCGACGCGGGAGGUCCAUAUGUCGGUUGUUGCACUCAUUCAAGCAGCAGCUCGCAAAGAAGUGGAGGACCCGACGGUCCGCAAGUACCUGAUUGGGCUGCUGAACAUUGUGUGGAAGAAGUUGCGGGGCGACCCUGUCCAGACGGAGUUUUUCUUCCUCCAUGCCGAUCGCCUCAUGAUCCGCACGACGGACAUGACGUACGGACGGGAUGAUGAUGCUGUCUCGACGCCGGUGUGGCCAGUGAGCGACGACCCGUUCUUGCAUACCCAUAACCACCACACGCAGAGUGAAGUGCCCGAGCUGAUUCUGUUUACGGGUCUUUUGCCACACAUGUACGCGGUGGGAAAAGUUGGCGAAAUGUGUCGUGAGGCAUUGGUUAUUGCUGCGGCGAUGCACGAUAAAGCGCUCUGUCGCUUUGUGCUGCAGCUCACUCCGUUUUGCCACUACGCGGUGAAUGGCGUGAUCUCGGCGUUUGAUGCGUUGCCCAAGACGUUUACAGCGGCGACAAAGACCUUUGCUGCUACAGCUGCAGAUUCGACUGAUCUUGAUGCAGAUAUGGAGGAGGAGCUGAGCUUCCUUGCAGUGCGACUGCGGUUUUGCUGCACAUUAGCGAUGGUAGCAAGGUAUGAACUGGACGAAGUGGAUGAAGUUACUGGUGAACUGCAGCGCCGAUCAAUUGCAGAUGAACUGUUGGAUCAAUUUCGGACUCGUUUUCUUGAAGGUCCACUUCUUGAAGGACUUUUGCACACGUCCGAGGCAGCUGCUUGCGCUGCCACACUCUACGCGCGCAUUGCGUUGGAAGAGUUGACAGCCUGUGGCCGGGAUACGCGAGCGAACCCGCUACUUUUUGUUUAUCUGCAGUUCCUCCUUGAGCGUACGUCAACGAAAUUUCGGACUGUUCGAGCUGUGGCUACUGUGGAAAAACAAGAACCAGCAGUGCUCAGUGAUCCUGAGCGACAAGCGAACAGACUCUCGGGGGCCCAACGGCUACCGUCGGAGUUAUUGCGACACAUUGACUCUCUUUCGAGCUCUCUGUGUAUCGCUACCAUCGAUCUGUUUACAAGCGUCCUGGAGUUGCAGGAUGAGUAUGCGGACCACAUACUGCUGGGUGCAAAGGAUAGGUCCGACUGGAAUAUCGAGAAUGGGGGUGAGUCAAGUCCACGAAAGCGUACACACAAAGCCUGUUCACUUUCGAGCCCCAAUGCGCUAAACAAUGGCGCUAUCUGGUUUGCAUCGCGAUUUCCUGAUUCGUCAGUAGCUUCAAACGUUCAUCUGUGGAAAAUCCGUGCAUUUGCUGGACCCGAGGAUCUUGCUGCAGAAAUCCCGGCAGCGGACGACCAAGAAGACCAGGUGUUGUCGCUGCUCUCUUACAUUGCGGAUGCCGAGUAUGCUGCGUGCCAGCGCGGCCCCGAAGAAGUUGGUGAGUUUGAUGAUGAUGAAGUUGACUUGCGGGAACACGCUAUGAUGUUGACGACUGUAUCGGAAGCCGAAAACGUUAUUCCUUCGGCAGUCACAGCUGCUAGUAUUGAACGACGUUCCAACGACGACAGAAUCGGUAUCGAAAGGAGCUGA
Peronospora matthiolae is the source of this 2085-nucleotide messenger RNA. The record is from the annotation of a GenBank genome assembly. NCBI's taxonomy places the organism in Eukaryota, Oomycota, Peronosporomycetes, Peronosporales, Peronosporaceae.